Enterobius vermicularis (human pinworm) is the source of this 831-nucleotide messenger RNA. NCBI's taxonomy places the organism in Eukaryota, Metazoa, Nematoda, Chromadorea, Rhabditida, Oxyuridae. The record is from the annotation of a GenBank genome assembly.
AUGCUUCACUGCGUGACGGUUGGGAAAGGUUUAGAGGAUUUUGUGAUACAGCAGUUAAAAAUGUUUUCAGUGGGUAUCAGCAGUAACCGCUAUGGUAAGAUAGUCUUUGAGACGCAACGCAAUAGAUCAUUGUUGGAUUUGAAAUGUGUCGAACGAUUAUUUGCAGUUAUUGCUUACAAAACUAUUACAAGGCCCAACUUUAAUAAACGAGAUUUGUUUAAUCUCCUGUUUAUUUGUCUUAAUGGUGAGGCCAUCUUCUCUUCCCUUGAGAACCUGAACUAUUACUCUGAUGCGACAGGUGCAGAAGUAAACUGGCGUUUGCGCGUUUCUUUGAAAGUUACUGGAAAGUGGAAGAGGAAAAUUGACAUUCCAAAGCUGUCUACUACAAUUGCUCGUUUUUUGCGACGAUCAUCUCAACUCCAUCUUGAUCCACGGAAUUCGAAUUGCGAAAUUUGUGUGCACAUUUCUGACAGUGAUUUGUUCAUUGGAAUUCCUAUAAGAAGGUUGUCUUGUCGUUACUACCUACUGGGCAAUGCGCUUCGUUCCACUGUUGUUGACGCUAUGAUUAUGGUAGCUGAACCUCGUGAAAGUCAGCUGAUUUUUGACUUUACUACAGGUUCGUCAUCCGUGAUAUUGGAAACUGCUCAUCUUCUUAAAAACAAAUGUUUUUCAAUCGGUUCUGACAUCGAGUGGAAGGCACUUGAAACUUCUUUGGAAAACAGAGGCCAUUUGGAAGUUUCGGAUAAAAGCGCUUGCCUUAUUGACUUUAUCUGUGUUGAUAUUGAAUAUGGUGAUCAUUAUUUUUUUGUUAUUUUCAAUAAUUAUGCUUAA